AUGGCACUCCCAUCUUCCCUCAUCUCCGGCAAAGCAUCAUCGAUGUCCUCUAUUCGCGAUGCACCGUUUCCCUUCAACGAUGCCAGCGCAGACGUCAUAUUUCGCUCUAGCGAUGGCGUGGACUUUCGUGCCCUCAAAGCUAUCCUUUCGAUCGCAUCUCCAUUCUUCAAAGACAUGUUCACCCUGCCUCAGCCGUCCACGCAUUCACCGGAUACUUUCACUGGCGAUGUAUAUCGCGACGGAAUCCUCGUAAUCCCACUCACCGAAGACUCUGAGAUCCUCGACUUCAUCCUCAGAUCUUGCUACCCUGUACGCUCGCCCAGGAUAACCAGACUUAAUCAUAUACGUGCAGUCCUCGUCGCGUCCCGAAAAUACCAGAUCGAGGCACUGGAGGGCGUUGGCGAAGAGGAGCUUUGGAAGAUUAUGGACACCGACCCAAUCGGAGUAUACACUAUCGCCGUUCGCUUUGGACUGCGUGAGGUCGCGACUAAAGCUGCACGCGCGAGCCUCCGACAUCCCCUUUUGACCUUCUCUGACGGACUCUCUGGGAUUACCUGCGAACAGUAUUUUGCUCUGUUGAAGUACCGAGACGACUGUGGAAUUGCCGCCGCCGCCGUUACUCAAAGCAGGACCUGGCUCGACCAGUGUUUCAACACCUUGCGUUGGAAAUGUCAUACUUACGGCCGCCCUGACGGACUCGAUGAUUGCUAUGUCAAGGAUACCAUCUCCUCUAAAAACUCUGGAUGGGACUGGUUCGCACCUCCCAUUCUGUGGGCGUUCCUGACACAGGCUGGGGUCGGACUCAGGAGUCGCCCGCAUGGCUCCUGGUUGACCGAUGAUCUGGAGUGGGAAGAGCAGGUUCCCCGCUGGUCUGCAGCCAAAUGCAAACACUCUGGUUCGUCUUUUGGGCAGGGCAUGACGAAGUUUCGACAGCUACUCGCUGAAGAAGUCGAGAGAGUAGUUGACGAGAUCGCUGGGCCACAGAAUUGA
Stereum hirsutum FP-91666 SS1 is the source of this 990-nucleotide messenger RNA. RefSeq lists its product as uncharacterized. The record is from RefSeq and is a predicted model, not a curated record. NCBI's taxonomy places the organism in Eukaryota, Fungi, Basidiomycota, Agaricomycetes, Russulales, Stereaceae. Gene Ontology annotation, molecular function: protein binding. The transcript is spliced from 2 exons. The coding region runs from base 1 to 990 and encodes 329 amino acids.